Messenger RNA from Strigops habroptila (Kakapo), 3082 nucleotides. It is a transcript of the gene HTR6, whose product is annotated as 5-hydroxytryptamine receptor 6. The record is from RefSeq and is a predicted model, not a curated record. NCBI's taxonomy places the organism in Eukaryota, Metazoa, Chordata, Aves, Psittaciformes, Psittacidae. Gene Ontology annotation, cellular component: dendrite; membrane. Gene Ontology annotation, biological process: chemical synaptic transmission; G protein-coupled receptor signaling pathway, coupled to cyclic nucleotide second messenger. Gene Ontology annotation, molecular function: G protein-coupled serotonin receptor activity; neurotransmitter receptor activity. Bases 885 to 2153 code for a protein of 422 amino acids. The transcript has 3 exons.
CCUCCGAAUCGGCAUUUCUGCAUCCUUUGCUGUGCAGCAGGGAGCCGCAGGUAAAGGUCUGGCUCUGGUACCUGCACAUGGACACACAGACACACGGACACACACCCUGCACGCACCUCUGCCGGGGACGGGGACAGACACCUCCCCACGCUCCCGAGCGCUGCAUCCUCCUCCUCGCGGGUGCGUGGCUGGGAGCAGCUCCCAGCUCUGCCUCUCCUCGCUGCCUGUGGCUGCAGCAGCAGCGAGAGGAGCUCAGUGCAGCCCCACUGCCCCGGGGGACAGAGCUCUGCAGGGAGCCAAGCCCAGCCAGGGGGCGAGUGCUGGGCCUCGGGGGUCCAGAGCAUCCCCAGCAUCCAGAGGUCCUGAGGUCCAGAGGUCCUGAGGUCCAGAGCAUCCCAGCAUGUGAAGUAUCCUGAGGUCCAGAGCAUCCCAGCAUCUGAAGUAUCCCAAGGUCCAGAGCAUCUGGAGCAUCCUGGGGUCCAGAUUAUUCCCUGGUCCAGCGCAUCCAGAGUAUCUGAGCAUCCUGCUAUCCAGAGCAUCCCUGGCACCUCAAGCAUCCUGCCAUCCAGAGCAUCUCAAGCCUCCCUGGUGCCCAGAGCAUCCCCAGCAUCCGGAAGCAGUGUCCAGGGACAUCCCGGAGGAGGGGUAUUUGCAGGGAUGAGGAAACGCCUGGCUGUGAGUAAUGGGGAGGGGAACCUUGCUCCUGCUGACGGGCUCCUGGGAAUGUCACUCUGCCCUGAUCGCCAGUGAAGAGGCAGAGUGGGGGAAGAGAGGGAGAGGAGGAGGAGAGGAGAAGGGAGGACGGAGACACAGAGAUGGCUCUUCUCGCCCCGGCGAUGAUCACCUAGCCCAGGGCGCGCUGGAGAAGGUCCCUGCAGCUCCUCAUGGAGGGUGACUUGGGAGCCCCCAACGCCAGCGUGCUGGGGGAGCGCUCACUGCUGGUGGGGAGCAGCUGGGUGGCUGCUUUCCUCUGCUUCAUCAUCCUGCUGACCACGGCGGGGAACUUCCUCCUCAUCCUCCUCAUCGUCACCCAGCGCUCCCUCCGCAACACCUCCAACUACUUCCUGGUGUCUCUCUUCAUGUCUGACCUGAUGGUGGGGCUGGUGGUGAUGCCCCCGGCCAUGCUCAACCAGCUCUACGGGCGCUGGGUGCUGCGGGGUGACUUCUGCUCCCUCUGGUACUCCUUUGAUGUCAUGUGCUGCAGCGCCUCCAUCCUCAACCUCUGCAUCAUCAGCCUGGACCGCUACCUGCUCAUCAUCUCCCCGCUCAAGUACAAGCUGCGGAUGACCUCCUGCAGGGCCCUCUGGCUCAUCCUGGCUACCUGGACCUUGGCCGCGCUGGCCUCCUUCCUGCCCAUCAAGAUGGGGUGGCACGAGCUGGAGUUCGAGGUCCGGUCCCCAAACGUCACCUCCCGUGGGGACGAGGACCAGUGCCGGCUGCUGGUCAGCUUGCCCUAUGCCCUGGUGGCCUCCUGCCUGACCUUCUUCCUCCCCUCCACCGCCAUCUCCUUCACCUACUGCCGCAUCCUGCUGGCAGCCCGCAAGCAGGCGGUGCAGGUGGCGUCCCUCGCCUCCAACGUGGCCACUGCCACCACCGAGGAGAGCGCUCCACAGCUUCCCCACGCCCCGAGCCAGCCCGCGGCCGGCAGCGAGAGCAGGAGGUUCACCAACAAGCACAGCAAGAAGGCGCUGAAGGCCAGCCUGACGCUGGGCAUCCUGCUGGGCAUGUUCUUCGUGGCCUGGCUGCCCUUCUUCGUCACCAACGUGACACAGGCAGUGUGUGGCUGCGUUCCAGCCGGCUUCUUCGACGUGCUCACCUGGCUCGGGUACUGCAACAGCACCAUGAACCCCAUCAUCUACCCGCUCUUCAUGAGGGACUUCAAGAGGGCCAUGGGCAAAUACCUGCCGUGCUGCCGGCGCUCCGGGGAGCCGCGGCUCAGCGCCAUCUCCCUGUCCAUGCGGAACUCCAACAGCGGCGCCCGCGCCGCCACGUCCCUCAAGAACGUGCUCACGCUGCAGGCCGAGACCGACUCGGGGGUGCUGGGGAAUGAACACAACCUGCUCCCGGCCCCCGGCGCCCGCCUGGGCACCCUCAGCGUGGAGCCCCCCGGCACGGAGCUGCAGCCCCGGCAGCUCGGCGCCCCCGUGGCCUGAGAGGGAGCCGUGCCAAGCCCUGUUUCACUGCUGAACGGACCUGCCUUGUUCUUCUCUCUUCCCAUCUCACCUUUGCUCGCCAUCACCAAGCCCUUGUCCCCCUCCGAGAGCUGCUUCUUGUGGCCUUUUCUGGUUAGUUUGAGCCUUGGACACCACAUCUUCCACCAGCCGACAUCUCCCUAAAGUUAAACCAAGGCUUGGCUUUCAUCUCCCUCUCCCACAGCUCGGUGGAUCACCAAAUGCACUGAAAGCAACAGGGGAAACAGCAUCCCAUGACCCCUGGCCAAGAGGUUUGGGGCUGUUUCAGGCCACAGAAUAUCCCAUCUUCUUGGAGCUUAAUCCCUUCACCUGGUUUGGACUGUAUCUGUGCUGCAGUGAGCAGCAGCACACUGAAACCGACGUGUUUAAUCACAAACUGCUCAAGGGGGGUUAAAUGUGAUGCACAAUGUUCAGCACCACUUUCUGGCUCCUCAGCAAGGUGUGGGUGUUCGCCUUGUUUGUGGCUCUCUGGGUAUCCUGACAGGAGAUAAGCUUCCCUUUGGAUUGCAUCCCACAGCUUCCUAUUUUUGGCAUGUGCCCAUCAUACUUUGACAGUCCGUCAAUUUUUAGAUGAUGUGGUUAAAAAAUAGACAUAUUUAUUCCCUUUGCAAUGAAAAUCUAUCCAAAUAUUGUCCUCUAAACAACAAUUCCAGCCCGUCCACAGCCAGAAGCAGAGAGAAAAGUGACUAAUGCAGCAAGUGGGCACUUAAAAAGAGUAAUAACCCAACGAAUGCUUUGAGCAAAUCCCUCCUCAAGUGCCUUUCUGAUGCAGUGAUGGGCUGGGGGCUGGUUGCUGCCCCCCUGGACUCAUACCCUACAAGGCUGCUGCCUGUUUCUAAGCUCACACGAAGGAGUUUGCACUCCCAAAACUCACUGUUGUCCAGACAAAG